Amaranthus tricolor (Joseph's coat) is the source of this 1217-nucleotide messenger RNA. Its product is annotated as reticulon-like protein B2. The transcript has 5 exons. Lineage: Eukaryota; Viridiplantae; Streptophyta; Magnoliopsida; Caryophyllales; Amaranthaceae. The coding region runs from base 197 to 946 and encodes 249 amino acids. The record is from RefSeq and is a predicted model, not a curated record.
CCAGCGGUUCAACCGACUCUCUAGAAACGGCUGACAUUUAAACUCACGCUUCUAAAGGUACAGUACAUAUUUCUCCGACAAAUAAUUCCGCAAUCAAAGACAAAUUUCUAACCGGUAAAAAUCUACACAAACAAAGAACAAUCAGAAAUCAAAACAAAGAAAGAAAAAACUUCCAUUUUUAGGGUUUUAACAAACUAUGGCAGAACACGAUGAAUCAAAACCUGAAUCAUUCGUUGAAAAGAUCGCGGAGAAAAUUCACCAUCAUGAUUCUUCAUCUUCAGAUUCAGAUGAUGAUAAACCCGCACCUUCUUCAUUGAAAUCCAAAAUUUAUCGUCUGUUUGGAAGAGAUAAGCCUGUUCACAAGGUUCUCGGUGGUGGUAAACCUGCGGAUAUUCUUCUGUGGAGAGACAAGAAAACUUCUGCUACGAUCCUAGGGAGUGUUACCGCUGUUUGGGCUUUGUUUGAAGUAUUUGAGUAUCAUUUGCUCACUUUGAUUUGCCAUCUCUUGAUACUUACCAUUACCGUGCUGUUCCUGUGGUCAAAAGCUUCGAGCUUCAUUAACAAGGCUCCUCCGAAAAUUCCUGAUGUACGGAUCCCUGAGGGUCCAAUCCUAGAAUUUGCAUCGGCUUUAAGAUAUGAAAUUAAUCGCGGGCUUCAAUCUCUUCGUGAGAUUGCAUCAGGGAAAGACUUGAAGAAGUUUCUUGCUGUGAUUGCUGGUUUGUGGGUAUUUUCAAUAUUGGGAAGCUGCUGCAACUUCUUGACAUUGUUCUACACAAGUUUUGUUCUGCUUCAUACCUUGCCAGUACUGUACGAGAAAUACGAGGAUCAAGUAGAUGCAUUUGCUGAAAAAGCAAUGAUCGAGAUUAAGAAACAAUAUGCAGUCUUUGACGAAAAAGUAUUGAGCAAAAUCCCUAGGGGUCCAUUGAAAGAUAAGAAGAUUGCUUAAUGUGAUACGGUGUUACUGGUACGUAGUUGUUUGGGGUAUUUGGUAGCCAGGUAGAUACAUAAUGUUAUUAAUUGUCCAGUAAACUACGUUGAUACUUGGGUAGAUUUCCUAUGUGCACAAAUAUGGAUAUUUCUAUACUAGACAACAGACAUGAAAACAACAGUUUUCAUCUGCUAUCAUUUGAGAUGAUAAGUUAAUUUUAUUUUGCUCAAUGACUUUGAUUGUUUAUUUGUUUGAUUUAUUCAUGUCUUCUUAUCCACUGUAUUUAACA